AUGGCUAUUUCAAAAUAUACAGAUAUAUUAUUAUUAUCAGAACUAGAUUGUUUCAUUAUCAAGUUUAUAAAUGUGCGUUCAUUAUUGUCAAUACCAUUACACUUCAGUGCACCACCAUCACACUCAGAUAUAGCUACCAACAAUGCAAAUUAUGAUGAGGUUAGAUUAGACGACAUUACCCUUACAGUACAAGAUAAUGAGAAAAUAAUGGAACAACAGAAUAAUGGUGAAGUCAACAAAGAAGAAUACGAAAAAAAGACGUUUAUACCUGAAACAUCAAAGAAAGAGAGUCAAGAAUAUAAAAGGAUAUGUAAGAUGUUAUCUAUCUGUAUAGCACAUACAGCUAACGUUGGUGGUAUAGCUAGCCUGACAGGAACCAAUCCUAAUGUUAUACUGAAAGGACAAAGUGAUAUUAUAUAUGAUAGGUACAACGGAACUUCACCUUUGACCUUUGCCACAUGGUUUAUGUACGGAUUACCCAUCUCAGCUAUUAUGCUUGUACUUGCCUGGAUUUGGUUACAAAUAUUCUUCCUUCGUGGGUCAUUUUUUAAAUGCUGUGAAGGAACUAAAUCAGCAGGUGUAAGAAUUAAAUCAGUUCUGAGGAAGGAAUAUGAAAGUCUAGGACCAGUGAAUUUUGCCCAAGCUGCUGUGAUAGGUCACUUUUUUAUUCUAGCAGUAUUAUGGAUAACACGUGACCUCGGUGGAGCCGGUGGAUGGGGUGAUAUAUUUGCUCCAAAGACAGUUACAGAUUCGACCCCAUCUAUAUUGAUAUCGUGUAGUUUGUUUAUAUUUCCAUCAAGAUUACCAGAUGUAUUUUGUUUAAAUAAAGGAAAAAAUGAACCAAUACCUCCGUUAGUACCCUGGAAAGUUGCAGAGAAGAAUUUACCUUGGGGUGUUAUGAUACUUCUUGGCGGCGGAUUUGCAUUAGCCCAUAUAAGUGAGGAAUCUGGAUUAUCUAAAUGGUUAGGUAAUGAGUUGGCUGUCUUUAGCGACCUUGAACCUUGGCUUAUGAAUCUAGUGUUGUGCGUUGUUGUCGCUGCAGCAACAGAGGUCACCAGUAAUACUGCAAUAUGUACUCUCAUGAUGCCAAUUAUGGCUCAAAUAGCUCUACAGUUACAACUAAAUCCGUUGUACAUCAUGUUUCCAACAGCCAUUGCAACCUCGUUUUCAUUCAUGUUACCAGUAGCAACUCCACCGAAUGCAGUUGUGUUUUCAUAUGGACAUCUUAGAGUUAUAGACAUGGUGAUGGUUGGUUUUAUGAUGAACAUUAUAGGAAUACUGGUACUCAUUUUAGGAACAGAAACAUGGGGAGCUAGCGCUUUUAACUUUCACACAUUACCAGAUAUAUUUAAGACAAACAACAAUGUAUCUGAUAUUGCACAGAACAUUACUUUACUAGUAAAUGGUACCUGUUUGUGCUCAAAUCUUACCAUGACAUAAAGGUUCAUCUUGUUAAAUAUAUAUAUUUAUUUCAAAACGAGGCAACAACUGCAUACUACGCGAUGAAUGAUAUGGAACGAUUACCCAGUUAUUUGUCCAAUUGAAACUUGUUUGUGCUUAAAUCGUACCAUGACAUUACAUGUGUCAAAAGGAUACUGCAUAAUGCUUCUCUUUAUUCGUUAAAAGUUCUGGUAUGAAUUCAGCAUAUUUAAAAAAAGGGAUCAAGUAAACAAGAAGAUGAGCAUAGUUAGUUCCCGUUGAAAUGCCGAUUGCUGAAAAACACGCCCUACGAACAUAACAAAUAUGUAACCAAUCAAGAAAUUAUUCAUGUUGUUUUAAGUUU
Mytilus trossulus (common blue mussel) is the source of this 1783-nucleotide messenger RNA. RefSeq names its product Na(+)/citrate cotransporter-like. Gene Ontology annotation, molecular function: transmembrane transporter activity. The coding region runs from base 1 to 1440 and encodes 479 amino acids. Gene Ontology annotation, biological process: transmembrane transport. The record is from RefSeq and is a predicted model, not a curated record. Lineage: Eukaryota; Metazoa; Mollusca; Bivalvia; Mytilida; Mytilidae. The transcript has 12 exons. Gene Ontology annotation, cellular component: membrane.